This is a messenger RNA of Vicia faba (fava bean), 366 nucleotides long. The record is from the annotation of a GenBank genome assembly. NCBI's taxonomy places the organism in Eukaryota, Viridiplantae, Streptophyta, Magnoliopsida, Fabales, Fabaceae.
AUGGAAGUCUGGUGUGAUGUGGCCUGUGGCAACAGAGGAGCGUUGGAGUUUUUGUAUUUUUGUAGCAGAAGCAUACAAGAUUCUAGACUAGAGUACAUCUUUCUUUCUCGAGCCAAGGAAUUUGUGAACUUUGUUUGGUUCAUUGUUUCAGUUUCAGUUACUUUCUUUGUUAUAAUUGUUUCACUACAUUCUCCCAAAUGGAUAAUUGUCAGUGGGGGAAAAUGGAUAAUUGUCAGUGGGGUAGCCCGAAUUUUUCCAUUUCACAUGGAGCACCAAUCUGCAAUUCGCUGUGGCAUAUAUUAUCACAGGAGUAUAUGGACUGCAAAAGCUGUGGCGAGAUUAUCAAGGACAUGCUUUGAGCCUUAG